Molecule: messenger RNA, 896 nt
Organism: Vespa crabro (European hornet)
Lineage: Eukaryota; Metazoa; Arthropoda; Insecta; Hymenoptera; Vespidae
Product: carboxypeptidase N subunit 2-like
Exons: 1
Coding region: 86-742 (218 amino acids)
Cellular component (GO): extracellular matrix
Molecular function (GO): protein binding
Source: RefSeq, a predicted model, not a curated record
UCUACGUUAUUUUACGAAUUUAAUUGAAUUAAGAUUAGAUAAUAAUAACAUAAAGGGUAUCAGAGAAUAUUGUUAUAAUAUAUAUAUGUGUAUAAGUGAAAUGCCAAGAUUAAAAUAUUUUUCUGUAUCCAAUAACCAAAUAAACAGUUUAGAUCAGUUAAUUUUUAAGAAAACAACUGAAUUAGUUACUUUGAAUCUUUCGAAUAACCAAUUAAGAGAUAUUUCACCAGAAGUCUUCUAUGGCUUAAGUUCAUUAAAAAACUUAUAUUUAAAUAAUAACGCAUUAUCUUCAAUUAAUAGUUUAAGUCGCUUGUCAAACUUAUCCGUUUUAUCUGUAUCUUAUAAUAAUAUCCGGGAAAUAGACUCUGAAGAUAUAAGCAACGCUUGGAUUUUAAAAAAAUUGUAUUUAGAUCAUAAUAAAAUUGAAAGUAUUCAUGAAAGUACAUUUUCUGAAUUGAAAUCAUUAGAGGAACUAUAUUUAGAAAGUAAUAAUUUAGCUAAAUUACCGGUCGGAUGGGCUAACAAUUUAAGAAAUCUACGUUAUCUCAAUUUGUCGAAUAACAAAUUUAUAUUUUUGGAAUCUUUAUCGCUAAUCCAAUCUCUGCCUGUAAUAAGGAUAGACUUAAUGAACAAUAACUUCAUUCAUAUGAAAGCUGAAGCAUUGCGAAAUUUACCUGAAAAUGCGACCAUAUACUUGAUUUCACAGUCGGAAGACAAUGAAUUAUCUAAAGAGGAUUUAUAAAUAACUAAAAUAUAAAAUAAUGUAUAUUUCUUCGAGUUCAUGUAUGUAUAAGUUUAUGUCUUUUGGGUAUAAGAUAUAAUUUGAUAAUUAUAAUAAAAAUAAAUGUAGUUUUAUUGUAUUACGACAUGAGAUAAAUAAAACAACAAUACGUUCA